AUGACAAAUGUGCUAAGAACCCUGAUAUCGGAUAUUUCGGGUAAACUCGGAAAGCUUCGGGAAGAAGCUGUCAAAAAAGAGAGAUGGUUUGCCUUUCGACAAUCUUCGGUAAAGAAAAAACGUCGUAAGGGAAACUUGAAAGCAGCACAAUCCGCGCGUGACGAGAUCAAAAGGAUUGAGGAUCAACUUCGUGAAUUACUUGGCUCGCCGUCAGUCGUUCAACAAGGGCAACAGGACAUUUUGCGACUCGAAGACAAGCUGGCAUCCGAAUCAACACCCUUGGGACCAAGUUCAAGCUAUACUGUUGAAAAGGGCAAAUGCAAAUUCAACUGCUACUCGACGACACACCAAUAUGCGACGGACUGUGAUGUUUACGCCACCUUGUCCGAUCGUCGCGAUCGUAUGAAAGCCCUUCAUCUGUGCUUCAAAUGUUUUCAGCAGUGUCUUGAGCCUGAUCAUGAUAGCAAAUGUGUAAGAGUUCCUUGUUUUUACUGCUCACAGAAGAAGCGUUUAGGCCAAGUAGAUGCUCAUCUUUCUGUUCUAUGUCCCUAUAUGUUCCCGCAAUAA
This is a messenger RNA of Cooperia oncophora, 567 nucleotides long. Lineage: Eukaryota; Metazoa; Nematoda; Chromadorea; Rhabditida; Trichostrongylidae. The record is from the annotation of a GenBank genome assembly.